AUGAUUGUCUUUGGUUGGGCCGUGUUCUUAGCAAGCAGAAGCCUUGGCCAGGGUCUGCUGUUGACUCUUGAGGAACACAUAGCCCACUUGCUGGGGACUGAGGGCGCCGCUGCUGCCAUGGGGAAUUCCUGUAUCUGCCGAGAUGACAGUGGAGCAGAAGAUAGUGUUGACACCCAGCAGCAACAGGCCGAGAACAAUGCAGUCCCCACUGUGGACAUAAGAAACCAACCCCGGGAUCCUGUCCGGCCACCACGGAGGGGCCGAGGACCACACGAACCACGGAGAAAGAAACAAAACGUAGAUGGGUUAGUGCUGGACACACUGGCAGUCAUACGGACUCUUGUAGAUAAUGAUCAGGAACCUCCCUAUUCAAUGAUUACAUUGCACGAAAUGGCAGAAACAGAUGAAGGAUGGUUGGACGUUGUCCAGUCUUUAAUUAGAGUUAUUCCAUUGGAAGAUCCAUUGGGACCAGCUGUUAUAACAUUGUUACUAGAUGAAUGUCCAUUGCCCACUAAAGAUGCACUCCAGAAAUUGACAGAAAUUCUGAAUUUAAAUGGAGAAGUAGCCUGCCAGGACUCAGGUCAUCCUGCCAAACACAGGAACACAUCUGCUGUCCUGGGCUGCUUGGCCGAGAAACUAGCAGGUCCUGCAAGUAUAGGUUUACUUAGCCCAGGAAUACUGGAAUAUUUGCUACAGUGUCUGAAGUUACAGUCCCACCCCACAGUCAUGCUUUUUGCACUUAUCGCACUGGAAAAGUUUGCACAGACAAGUGAAAAUAAGCUGACUAUCUCUGAGUCCAGCAUCAGUAACCGGCUGGUCACGCUGGAGUCCUGGACGCACGAUCCCGAUUAUCUGAAACGUCAAGUUGGUUUCUGCGCCCAGUGGAGCUUGGACAAUCUCUUUUUGAAAGAAGGCAGGCAGCUGACCUACGAGAAAGUGGACUUGAGUAACAUCAGGGCCAUGCUGAAUAGCAAUGAUGUCAGCGAGUACCUGAAGAUCUCGCCUCACGGCCUGGAGGCUCGCUGUGAUGCCUCCUCUUUUGAGAGUGUGCGUUGCACCUUCUGCGUGGACGCCGGGGUGUGGUACUACGAAGUAACGGUGAUUACUUCCGGGGUCAUGCAGAUCGGCUGGGCUACCCGCGACAGCAAAUUUCUCAAUCACGAAGGCUACGGCAUCGGGGACGAUGAGUACUCCUGUGCCUACGAUGGCUGUCGGCAGCUGAUCUGGUACAAUGCCAGAAGUAAGCCUCACCUGCACCCGUGCUGGAAAGAAGGAGAUACGGUAGGAUUUCUGUUAGACUUGAAUGAAAAGCAAAUGAUCUUCUUUUUAAAUGGCAACCAGCUGCCUCCUGAGAAGCAAGUCUUUUCGUCUACUGUAUCUGGAUUUUUUGCUGCAGCUAGUUUCAUGUCAUAUCAACAAUGUGAGUUCAAUUUCGGAGCAAAACCAUUUAAAUAUCCACCAUCUAUGAAAUUUAGCACUUUUAAUGAAUACGCCUUCCUAAGAGCUGAAGAGAAAAUCAUUUUGCCAAGGCACAGGCGUCUUGCUCUGUUGAAGCAAGUCAGUAUCCGGGAAAACUGCUGCUCCCUGUGUUGCGAUGAGGUAGCAGACACACAGUUGAAGCCAUGUGGACACAGUGACCUGUGCAUGAAUUGUGCCUUGCAACUGGAGACCUGCCCAUUGUGUCGGAAAGAAAUAGUGUCUAGAGUCAGACAGAUCUCGCAUAUUUCAUGA
Molecule: messenger RNA, 1731 nt
Organism: Pipistrellus nathusii (Nathusius's pipistrelle)
Lineage: Eukaryota; Metazoa; Chordata; Mammalia; Chiroptera; Vespertilionidae
Source: the annotation of a GenBank genome assembly